This is a messenger RNA of Cercospora beticola, 1362 nucleotides long. RefSeq names its product T6SS phospholipase effector Tle1-like catalytic domain-containing protein. The record is from RefSeq and is a predicted model, not a curated record. NCBI's taxonomy places the organism in Eukaryota, Fungi, Ascomycota, Dothideomycetes, Mycosphaerellales, Mycosphaerellaceae.
AUGCCUGAAGUGGCGAACUACAAACGAAUCAUCGUCUGUUGCGACGGCACUUGGAUGGCUGCGAACACUGGCGAUGCUUCCACGCCAUCGAACGUGGCCAAGAUUGCCAGAGCGAUAGCACCACAUGCUGUGGUUGAUGGCAAGAUCGUUACACAAGUGGUGUCGUACAAUGCCGGAUUGGGAAGCACCAGUCUCCCGUUUGCGAAAGCAAUUGAGGGGGGUCUAGGAUGGGGUCUUGAUGUCGAAGUGACUCAAGUCUACGAUUUCAUCAGCAACAACUAUGAGCUUGGAGACGAGCUCUUUUUCCUGGGCUUCAGUAGAGGAGCAUUCACGGUCCGAUCAGCAGCGUGCCUUGUCUCCGAGAUCGGAAUCUUGUCUGCGGUGAAUAUGGGCUCUUUUGCCGAUAUGUGGAAAGCGUAUCGAGCGAGAAGCAGCAAGUCACCGUUUGAGGAAAGUAAAUGGUAUCGAGACAACAGUGAGCGGCUUAAGAUCAGGACGGUCCAAGUGAAAGUCGUCGGUGUUUGGGACACGGUGGGAGCUCUGGGUGUUCCACAGUGGCCUGGUGUGACAGCUCUGCAGGCUGUUGGCAUUCCUCUCAAUCAGAAGUAUGCGUUUCAUGAUACCAGUCUUCCGAGAAACAUCCAGCACGGCUUCCAGGCGCUUGCACUAGACGAAAAGCGCAUCACGUUCCCACCAACGAUGUGGCAUCAAACAGCCAGCAGAGAGCAGCGCCUUGAGCAAUGCUGGUUUCCCGGUGUGCAUAGUAAUGUUGGCGGGCAAGCAGAUGACCCAGUCGAAGACGGCGACCGAGGAGAAAUUGCGGCCAACACAUUGGCUUGGAUGGCAAGUACUUUGUGGAUAGCCAUUGAUAACAUUGGCACAAUUCUCACAUUCGAAGCCGAGGCAAUUGACCUUUUGAUCUCGCAACAUACUGCAGCCCUGGUGCAAAAUGGAGAUCCUUCUAGCUGGGGCUGCGGUAAAAUCGUCGAUAAUUUUGCUGGACUGUCGGGAACCUUCUUUCGCAUUCUUGGACAGCAAAUUAGAACCCCUGGCGCUUAUUCCGACGACACCCGUGAGUUCACUCAUCCCAUGGUGCGAUAUCGUCGUGCGCGAGUUCCAGGCUGGAAGCCAGCCGCCAUCACUGGAUUGACUCUCAGCGAUAGAAGCGAAACAGCUGUGAACUGGGGCAAGGCCGGCCAAAACAAUGUCCCAGAGUAUCCCAUGUUCGUCGAAAGAGAGUUUAGUGUUGCGAAAAGGAAUGAAGAUGGGAGUUGGGAGCAUACCACAAGGUCCAAUUUGGCUAGAGAGCUGUGUCCAAAGGAUGUCUUUCGGUGGCUGUAUCCCUCUUUGCAACAAGAAUGA